GGGAUUGGCGGGGCGCUGGCGGGCUGCGGUUUCCUUGGCAACGGCGCGCGCGGGCCCGGCCGGCGCGUCCCGGGCCCAGUUUAUUUUCAGUUCUACGCAGAAAGGGGCGCUGGGCGGCAAAUCCACGGCUACCACCAAAGCUUUUCGCUCUUUAUACGUUUUAGCAAACGAAGGCGUUGAUGAUCUUCGGCUGCAAGGUGAUCCCUGUGUAUCCGAGCCACAGCCAUGGGAUUGUUUGACAAGCUGGCGGGAUGGCUUGGGCUGAAGAAGAAGGAGGUUCAUGUUCUGUGCCUUGGCCUGGACAACAGCGGCAAAACGACCAUCAUAAAUAAACUGAAACCCUCAAAUGCUCAAACUCAGGACAUCGUCCCAACAAUAGGAUUCAGUAUAGAGAAAUUCAAGACUUCAAGUUUGUCUUUCACAGUGUUUGAUAUGUCAGGUCAAGGGAAAUACAGAGACCUCUGGGAACAUUACUACAAAGAAGGCCAAGCCAUUAUUUUUGUCAUUGAUAGCAGUGACAAAUUAAGAAUGGUUGUGGCCAAAGAAGAACUUGACACCCUUCUGAAUCAUCCAGAUAUCAAGCACCGUCGACUGCCUAUUCUCUUCUUUGCUAACAAGAUGGACCUCAGGGAUGCAGUGUCAUCUGUGAAAGUAUCUCAGUUACUGUCACUAGAAAACAUCAAAGACAAGCCCUGGCAUAUCUGUGCCAGUGAUGCUCUUAAAGGAGAAGGAUUACAAGAAGGUGUGGAUUGGCUCCAAGAUCAGAUGCAAGCAAUGAAGACAUGAGAGAUAAAUAAAAGAUGUGUGGCAUUCUUUUGCACCCUUUUUCAGUAGGUGUACAAGUUCCUUGAAAAGGAAGAACGAUUUAAAGAAGAUGAACAGAUCAGCUAAAAGAUACUGUAUUGGCUCAUUUCAAUUUAGUACCUCUUCCAGGAAAACUGAAUGUAGGCAAUAUAGCACCUCAGGUAUGCACACUAAUGAAUUAAAUUGAAUCUUGUGACUGGAGAGUGUAUUUAUAAAAAAAAAAAGAUUUGUGUUAACAAUAAACAUCUGCAUUCAUUUGAGUUUUAGGGGAUAAUUAGCCAUCAGUAAAUGCCCCUCUGUUUUUUGGGGGGACACCUUCUGAGGAAAUGGGAAUAUUUAUUUUCUUGAGAAAGAAUAAUCAGCACUUCCUGAAAUAAAGCAGCAUGAGAUACUUACUGAUUUAUGUGCCCAUUUUUAGGUAUUUCUGCAAACUUUUUUAAUUUAAAGUUUGACAUUAGCUUUUUAGUAACCAUCUGUAAUAGGCUUCUAGAAGAAUAUUUUGAUUAAAGAUACAAAUAUCCAGUGUAUUUGUUACAGAUGAUUGCAGAUGUUUUUAAGGAAUAGCUUUUAAUGAAGUGUUAUGAAUUGUUUUUGUGAUAUGCCAUGAUUUAUAUUUGCAUUCUCAUCAAUAAAACUUCAGAUGUACUACAUGACACGGUUGGGUUUCUUAACCUAAAUAUGCUCUUGGAUGGUCUUUAUGUCUUAAGGCAUGUUGGUUUUUCUGUUGCUUUCAUUUGGAAUUUGUUUAUCCAUUUUCCAGUGGAUAUAGCAUUGUAUACUGUAAUAAAAUGGUAUCUCUGUUGCCAAGCUUUUUUAAUUAA
Molecule: messenger RNA, 1625 nt
Organism: Pseudopipra pipra
Lineage: Eukaryota; Metazoa; Chordata; Aves; Passeriformes; Pipridae
Gene: ARL6
Product: ADP ribosylation factor like GTPase 6
Exons: 9
Coding region: 226-786 (186 amino acids)
Biological process (GO): protein localization to cilium; vesicle-mediated transport; intracellular protein transport
Cellular component (GO): axoneme; cytoplasm
Molecular function (GO): GTPase activity; GTP binding
Source: RefSeq, a predicted model, not a curated record